GGCGAAGAAGAGCUCCAUCCAAGGCCAAGCUGGCUUCAUCCUCCACCCAACUUGAUCCAAGGAGGAGGCGUCGUUGUAGUAGUAGUAGUAGGAACAAGCAGCCGUGGUCGCAAUAAGAGAAAGCGAAGGGGCAGGGAUUCGUGAGCCUAUCGACUGAUGUUGGGUUGGCGGUGAACGUUAUUUUGGUGGGAAGAGAGAGAAGAGCGGAGAGGGCGGGGGGGAAGGUGUCGGCAGGCGCUGCCAAGGUUUGGACUAGCGCCUCGUUGGAGGAGCCGGCAGGCGAAGUCGACGAGGAUGGAGAGGUCGGCUAUGGUGGCGCUGCUCUUGUUCACGCUGCUUGCUGUGCUAGUGAGUAACGGAUAUGCUAGCGGGGCUCCGCCGUCCGGGUCGGUGACCAUCGCUGGGUUCACCUACAACGGCGAUGGAUGCCCCCCAGGAAGUACGGAAGGUGACGUGUCAUCGGAUGGGCAAGCGCUGACGGUGAUGUUCAGCAAGUACACUGCGUCGACGGACAUGGGCGUGGCCGGUAGGCGGAGGUCUUGCUCGGUGUCUGUCAAGCUGGCUUAUCCCCCAGGAUUUAUAUACCAUCUGGGGUCGGUCACGGUGCGCGGCUACGGGUUGCUGGCUGAAGGCGUCACCGGGACAGUUCAGAGCAGCUACUAUGUCGCCGGGGUACCAGGGACGGCGAAGGCGAAGCGCGUCAUAAAGGGGCCGUUCGACGACGAUUUCGAGUUCACCGACGGCUUCGAGUCCAUCGCAUCCAGCGAGUGCAGCUCAGUUAGGAACCUGAACAUCAAGACCGAGGUGCGAGUGGAUCCCGGCAAUACGUCGAAAAAUGGAUUGAUGACCAUCGACUCCGCAGAUCUAAGGCUCACGGAAGUCUUCAGUAUCGUCUGGACGGCGUGCUAAGCUGCCCAAACGUAACGUAACGGCUGAGCUGCGCUAGCUCAAUGCAAUGGCUGACCUGCGCUAGCUUAAUGCAAUGGCUGAGCUGCACUAACGCUACGUCACGGCUGAGCUUCGCGAAGGUAACGUAAUGGCUGAGCUGCGCUAGCGUAACGUAGCUGCUGUCCUGCCCAGACGUAACGUAACGAUUGAGCUGCGCUAACGUAACGUAUUGGCAGAGCCUAACGUAACGUAAUGGCAGAGCCUAACGUAACGUAAUGGCAGAGCCUAACGUAACGUAACGGCUGAGCUGUUCUAACGUAACGUAACGGCUGGGCUGCGCCAACGUAAUGUAGCGGAAGAGCUGCGCUAUCGUAACGGCUGAACUACGGUAACGGGACGGCCGCCCACCGAGCGAGGACAAGAAGAUUUGAGGGAUGGGAAAGCUAGUUACUAAGUGCUUGUGGGCGGGGGGAAACACGCUAGAAGACUGGGGGAAGGAUGAGUCGGAGGAGAAGUGCGAAAGAGAUCGCCUAGGCGGAAGAAAAAGUAGGAUUGCCAAGUGCUCUGUUGCAAUCUUAGCAGUAGUCUGACUUUUGUAGUAAAGGAGGUUUCUGUAGCUGCUCGAGCUCCCGCCGAGCGGAUCGCUAGGUAGGUCUUGUGGGCUAAGUUACGUGCGUGCGUCGCUCAGCCUAAUAUGCGCGCCAAGCUGGCCAUGCAAUGCAGUGGUACUCGUUCCGCUUGCCGUUUGCUAUUAGAGUAGGAUGGCUACGGCGGAACGUUCGGAUUUUUUAAAUUGACGGCGUAAGCCAAUAGUGCUGAGCUGGGGUCCCAAUAAUCUCUCCAUCUCUCUCUCUCUCACUCUUUCUCCCUCUCCCUUUUUCCUUCCUCUCUUUCUCUAUGUAUGUCUCUCUCCCUCUCUCUCUGUCUCUGUCUCUGUCUCCGUCUGUCUCCGUCUGUCUCUGACUGUCUCUGUGUUCGUCUAUUGCUUCCUUUCGUUCUAUUCACAACACAAUUUAUCUGACUAUCUAUGGCAAUCUAGCUCACUCUCGAUAUCUAUCUAUCUAUCUAUCUAUCUAUCUAUCUAUCUAUCUGUGUCUAUAUGGCUACAUGUCUAUAUAGACUGUAUAUACGUCUUUAUGCAUAUGUAUCUGUGUCAGUAUGUUCAUCGAUGUAAAGAAAACGCUGAUGUUUCUAGCUCCCUAGUACACUUUUCUGUGUGUUGCUGAGAGUGAGACACGAGAUUUGAAUUGCUGUCAGUGCUGUUGCUGCUUUGGACAGGGAGGCCUCGCAGUUGGAAGACUUCUGGAGCUUGCUUCGUGUC
Molecule: messenger RNA, 2209 nt
Organism: Chara braunii
Lineage: Eukaryota; Viridiplantae; Streptophyta; Charophyceae; Charales; Characeae
Source: the annotation of a GenBank genome assembly